UGUUGUCACAUGGCCCAUUGCAAUUUAUUAAAUAAUCAGUAAAUAUUAGAUAAAUUUCCCAGCUUUAUAUAAGAUGAUGAUUUAUCCAAAGUUGUUCCUUUGAAAGAGAGAGAGAGAGAGAGAGAGAGAGAGAGAGAAUCUAAGAAUGUCAGCUUCCAUAUAUUAUCCAUGUUAGAGAUCAAUGCAAAUAGUUCAUUUAGUGUCAUUAUUUGCUUAUCCGUUUCACUCCUGUCAAGCAUGAAUAUUAAGAACUCUGUACUGGAAGCAGUCUGCAUGCAAGUGGAUGGACUUGGCCCCUUACCUGUAACUCUACCUGUAUUUGUCAAUCAUUAAUUUCUGAGAUCAGGAAGACAAUCAGGAACUUCCUUAGCACAGAGCAGAUCCAACGCACUGGCCAUCUUUUGCUGCUGUUUUUUUUUUCUUUUCUUUUCUUUUCUUAAAUUAGUCUGAGCCAAGUUAAAAAAAAAAGGCCCAAAUCCUGUUAUAGAGCUGCUGGUUUCCUGAGAUCAGAACAAUGACCAGGAAAGUAGACAACUGCAGCCUGAUGGGUGCUGAGAUCCCACUUUCAUCUGAGUUCUUUAAAGUGAUUAAGAACGAGUUGUGGUUGUACCUCGUCCCAGCCGUGCUGGCUGUACUGCUCCUGGCUUUGUUUCUGGAGGAGGUUGGCUUCUUCCUCCGCAACGUGCCUUCGUCCAGAAGAAGGCGCCUCAGCCUGUGGAUCCUGGGCAUGUAUCCGGUCUUUGGAAUGACCUCCAUCAUUGCACUAUACGUACCUCGGUCCUCCUCGUUGUGCAAUUUUAUAGCUUCUUUAUAUCACUCCAUUACACUGUUGAAGUUCAUGGGUCUUAUUGAAAACUUCUUUGGAGGGAAGGCCCGGAUGUUUGAGGUGCUGGCAGGGGAAAAGGUUUCUCCCGACCCUUUUCCCUGCUGUUGCUGCUGCUGUUUGCCCCUCAUCAACAUUAACAAGACAAGUCUGGGAUGGAUGAUGGCUGCAGUCCUCCAGCUCUCUGUGGUCAGAACUCUCGUAUUCUUCAUCACUCUCGUCCUCUGGACUGAUGAACGAUAUGACUAUGGGGACGUUGAUUCAGUUGAUCCUAACAUUUAUGUAAAUGCAAUCAUUGGCGUGUCCACCUUCCUGUCCUACUAUGGCUACCUGCUGUUUUACAAGGCAACCAGGAGAGCCCUGCACGGCUAUGGGCUUCGAGCCAAAUUUGUUUGCAUCAUUGUUGUCUUAGUCCUGUGUGGACUUCAAAAUGGAAUUUUGGAAACUAUGGGGGCACUAAAAGUUGUGCCCUGUGCACCUCCCUUCUCUGCUCUGGUUCGCUCUCAGCUAAUCUACCACUAUUCAGUAAUCGUGGAGAUGUUCUGCAUCAGCCUCUUUGCUCGCAACAUAUUCCGUAAAGUGGAGCCCACUCCAGAGGAUGCAUAUGUCCUUGAGGAGGGAAUCGUCAGUCAUAAGGCAGUUCAAACAGAAGCUCAGUUGCCCCUUGCAGUUCAGCUCAGCUCUCAGGCAGAGGAGGCAUGGUGCGCUAACCCCGGCUACAGCAGCGAUAGUGAAGACAGCCUGUGCAGAAUUGAACAUGCUCCGCUGGACCGCUUUCCUUUUCCCUUACAGUCCAAGCCUCUGGAUUUGUCAGAGAGAGACAGUGAUAAGCUACCUGAGGAGUGUAAGAGCACAGAACCUUCAACCAUAACUGUCAGUGCUGAAAUCAACUAUGUGGCAAAUACUGAUGUCACUGUUGUAUAGCAGCAGACGUAUUAAGCCAGAUACAACCACUGAUGUUAUCUCUCUACACUCAUCUUCUGUCAGUGGCCGUAUUAAAGCCCAAAAUGACAAACUGCAAAGAUCCCUGAUAGUUCUCAAUCUCUGUGCUUCAAUCCGUAAACCAUUGCUCUAAGUAUGGGCACGUUUUAUAUGACAUGAUUUUAUAUGUUGUAUAUCACUGUAAACUACUUUACUCACAAACUUGAUGAUAUAUUGCAGUUGUUUUGUAUAAUACAGAACUUGACAGAAGUGUAAAAACAAAAACUAUACUAAAUAUAAGAAAAUAUGGUUAAUGUUAGGGUUUUUUUGUUGUUGUAAUAUCAGUAUUUGUAGAAGAGCACACUAUUUGCAUAAUGUGCUGUUUUUAUGGAACUAUGAAGAAAGUCCAUUCUCUGGCAAACAAACUGAAAAUAGGGGACUGUAUUGAAUAUCCUCAGUUUACAUGUGUAUAAAGAAUUUGCCACAGAUAAUGUAAAAAUUAACAAUAAAUAUUUUAUGAUCUAUCCUUGUGAUCAUUUCAUGUAAUUAAACAUGUCCUUGGGUGAGAAAAGAACAGUGUAGACAAGUGUUCACCAAUUUGAACAUAAAAGUUGCCCCAUAUUCAUAAAAGAGAUGUAAAAGGGUCUCUCUAUUAUAGCUACAAAACAACACUUGAUCUCGGGAAAAAACUCGAGGUUAGCGAUUCAUGAUUCAGUCAGGUAUAAAUCUGCAGUGUAGUAGUGUACACCUGUAAGUAAUAGUGCAUUUUAUUAGUCCUGAUUUGUGAAUUCUGAUGAUGUAGUCCUUGAGUACGAACACCACACAAAUCAACCAGCCUGUUUUGUGAAAUAAUUCACAGUCAUAUUUUUGUCCAUCACUACACCAGCACGAUGAAAAACAGUGGUUUUUGAACUUGGUGUGCUCUUUCAAAUACUGAAUCUGUCUUUAAUUAUGUAGUUUCACAUGUUUUAGGCAUUACCUGAUUUGUGAAAACUUUCACAAAAAGAAUAUGGCAUAUCUGAUAGCUCAGAACAGCUGUAGAACCACUGCGGUACUCUGAGGUAAAAGGGGAUUUCAGUGAGGGGACCAAGUACUGAAACAUGAAUCCAUUUUUAUCGGUUAAUUUUGAUAAUUAAUUUUGAUUUAAGAAUGUAAAGAAAAGUUGUGAUUGGGGGAGGCAAUUUCCAAUAAAAAUAAUAUACUGCAAAACAUUAUAAAUUAUAAUGUUUUGUAGCAUUAUUGUUUUGUUAUAUACAAAAAAAAAAUGUAAAUAAAUGCUAACGAAAAUGUGGACUCCUGACCAUCACACCUAUAUAUUGUACAGGAUGUCUUUGUAUGCUGUAGCAUUACAAUUUCCCUUCACUGGAAAUAAGAGGCUCAAACAUAUUCCAGCAUGACAAUGCCCCUGUGUGCAAAGCGAGGUCCAUAGUCAUGUUCCAAAAUCUAGUGGAAAGCCUUCCCAGAAGAUUGGAGGUUAUUACAACAGCAAAGAGGAGACUAAAUCUGGAAUGGGACAUUCAACAAGCACAUGGGUGUGAUUAUCAGGCGUCCACAUAGGCUACCUGCACUAUAGUGUAACUUUUUAAGAAAACUUGUGAAAUGUUCAAAAUGUUUAAUGUCUUUUUUUAAAUAAGAAUAAAAGAAAUAUAGACAGAAGCUUCAAUCAAAACAUUUUACAUUCUCAACUCAAAACUAACCAAAGGUUAACUGAUAAAAAUGCAUUAAUGUUUCAGUGCUUGGUCUCCGUACUGGAAUAUCUUAUUUUUUCAUAUAGUGGUAGGUCUAGAGCUGUAUUGAGCUAUUAAAUAUGCCAAAUUCUAUUUAUUGAAAGUUUUCACAAAUCGAGCUCUCUCCAAAAAAGUGGAUUUUCAUAGACGUUAUAGAGUCUCAAAGACAAAAACGCCUAUA
Molecule: messenger RNA, 3652 nt
Organism: Pangasianodon hypophthalmus (striped catfish)
Lineage: Eukaryota; Metazoa; Chordata; Actinopteri; Siluriformes; Pangasiidae
Product: organic solute transporter subunit alpha
Exons: 7
Coding region: 515-1747 (410 amino acids)
Biological process (GO): transport
Molecular function (GO): transporter activity
Source: RefSeq, a predicted model, not a curated record